Molecule: messenger RNA, 516 nt
Organism: Didymodactylos carnosus
Lineage: Eukaryota; Metazoa; Rotifera; Eurotatoria; Philodinida; Philodinidae
Source: the annotation of a GenBank genome assembly
AUGUCAAAGGUGACAUUUAUGGCUGCUCUACAACUCUUACAAACACAUCAUCAACAACAACAACAACAAAAUACACCAAAUAGUGCCAUUUAUCAGCAUAAUAAUGAAGAACCACUUACACUUACAAAAAUUAGUAAAUCAACAAGCAGUGAAAAUGAAAAAUCAGACGCUGAUGAGCUAACAAUCGCUUCAACAUUGGCAGCAUUACCAGAUCGAAACAAUCAAACAAUUGGAACAACAGUGGAUGGAAUUAAUUUAGAUGAAAUGAAAGAAUUUGCAAAACAAUUCAAAUUACGUCGACUCGCAUUAGGUCUUACGCAAACACAAGUCGGUCUAGCUCUUAGUGCUCAGCGAGGUCCCUCCUAUUCUCAAUCAGCAAUAUGCAGAUUUGAAAAGCUUGAUAUCACGCCGAAGAGCGCAACAAAGAUCAAUCCGGUUCUCGAACAAUGGAUGCCUGAUGCAGAAGUUAAAUUUAGAGACAGGUUGAAAAAUGGUCCUACUAAUUGCAUGAAUUAA